Messenger RNA from Paramuricea clavata, 885 nucleotides. NCBI's taxonomy places the organism in Eukaryota, Metazoa, Cnidaria, Anthozoa, Malacalcyonacea, Plexauridae. The record is from the annotation of a GenBank genome assembly.
AUGACUCUUCGAGCAGUUCAGGUAGCCCCAGCUCAAAAUGGUCUCAAUGGUACCAGCCACGUUGCCAAGCCAUUAUCCCACCCUAGCAACGAGCUGCGCACGUCUCGUUGCGUGAAAUAUACCAUGUUUUUCAAAAACAUGUUUUUCCUGUUAUGCGGAGUGUUUAUCGGUGCCAUCGGUAUAAUCGCUUUGCAAGAAAAGGGGAAAUUACACGGAAAAUUUGAUGGGCUAUUCCUCGACCCGGCUGCGAUAAUGCUGACGGUAGGCGUCGUGGUGUUUAUUGUGUCUUUCUGCGGCGCUCUUGGGGCUUUACGGGAAAAUAAGUGUCUGUUGCGGUUCUUCUAUGCCUGCGUUAUACUCAUAAUUUUGGUGCAAAUAGCUAUCGGACUUGGGGCGUAUUUCGCCAAGAACUCGAUAAAACGAAAAAUCGACAACGUUUUCCAAGAAGCGAUAUUGAAGUACCAAGACGACCCAGAUUUGCAAUCGUUGAUCGAUUACAUGCAAAUCGAACUCAAAUGUUGCGGUUCUAUCAAACCCGAGGAUUGGAGCAAAAAUCCAUACUUUAACUGCAGUUCCAUUUACAAAGAAAGCAUCUCCGACAUCGGCAGUUUCUGUUCGGUACCUCACUCGUGUUGUCGAGACGACAAACUUAAUCGGAUGUGCGGUUUCGGCGUGUUCACCAAAACGUUUGGUGCAGAUACUCGUGAGGAGAAGAUACAUAUGACGGGGUGUGUUGAAGCGUUGGAGACGUGGUUUAAGGACCAUGUUAUGUACGCUGGUAUCAUUUGUGGGUUCGUACUGGUAUUACAAGUGAUCUCGGUCAGGUUGGCCUUCAUUAUGAUAUCGGAUAUUAACGACAUUAUAAAAUGGCGCGAUCGGUAUUAG